UGGAUCCACAGGAUCCCUAAAUCAAGGUCCCUGCUCGCUGAUCCACCGGUCGCAGCGUCCUCCUCCGUCGGUUCGGGGAGAAAACGCUGCUGCUUCUCCGUUCCCUUCAUCUUCUUGUUGAUCUUAGUCCUCGUUUGCGCUGGUGCGUCUGCUCCGUUUCUACUCGGAGGAGGUGAGGUGGUUCCUUCCUCGACAAAUCCGAAGUCACCGAUCGCAUCAUUUCGGUGGUCGAACUUUCAGAAGAUCGAUCCUUCCAAGGUUUUCUCAAUCAGGGCGCCAUGAUGGACAACAAACGAAUCUCCAUUUCUUCCUUUGUUAUUUUGCUGCUGAUUCAAUGUUUUGCCAUAAACGCUUCAGAUGAGUUGUUCUACGAGUCAUUCGAAGAAAAUUUUGAAGGUCGGUGGAUCGUCACUGAGAAGGAUGACUACAACGGUGUAUGGAAACAUACUAAGAGUGAGGGACAUGAGGACUACGGCCUCCUUGUGAGCGAGAAGGCAAGGAAACACGGCAUAGUUAAGGAAUUGGGAAGUGCAGUAGAGUUCAAGGAUGGAACUGUUACUCUGCAAUUUGAAACCAGGCUGCAGAAUGGGCUUGAAUGUGGUGGGGCUUACUUGAAAUUUCUUCGUCCUCAGGACGUUGGAUGGACACCCAAACAGUUUGACAAUGAUUCGCCUUACUCCAUUAUGUUUGGACCAGAUAAAUGUGGUUCCACUAACAAGGUCCAUUUCAUAGUGAAGCACAAGAAUCCCAAGUCUGGCGAAUAUGUUGAGCACCACCUGAAAUAUCCUCCAUCUGUCCCUUCCGACAAGCUCACUCAUGUUUACACUGCUAUAAUAAAGCCUGAUAAUGAACUGAGGAUUUUGGUUGAUGGGGAGGAGAAAAAGAAGGCCAACUUUCUGUCACAGGAUGAUUUUGAACCAGCUUUCAUCCCAUCUGCUACGAUUCCUGAUCCGGAUGAUAAGAAACCAGAGGAUUGGGAUGAGCGAGCCAAGAUUCCAGACCCUGAUGCCGUGAAGCCAGAGGACUGGGAUGAAGAUGCACAGAUGGAAAUUGAAGAUGAGGAGGCUGAAAAGCCUGAGGGUUGGUUGGAUGAUGAACCUGAGGAGAUUGAUGACCCCGAAGCGACAAAGCCAGAAGAUUGGGAUGAUGAGGAGGAUGGAGAGUGGGAGGCCCCAAAAAUAGAGAAUCCAAAGUGCUCAGAAGCGCCAGGUUGUGGUGAAUGGAAAAGACCCAUGAAGAGGAACCCGGCCUACAAGGGCAAAUGGCACGCACCCAUGAUUGACAACCCCAACUACAAGGGCAUCUGGAAGCCCCAACAAAUUCCAAACCCUGACUUCUUUGAGCUUGAGAAACCCAACUUUGAGCCUAUAGCGGCUAUUGGCAUUGAAAUCUGGACAAUGCAGGACGGGAUUUUAUUUGACAAUAUUCUGAUUGCAAGUGAUGAGAAAGUCGCAGAGACGUACCGUGAGAAAGCAUGGAAGCCCAAAUAUGAUGCCGAGAAAGAAAAGCAAAAGGCUGAUGAAGAGGGUGCCGGUCCGCCAAAAGGGCUUGCAGGCUUCCAGAAAAAAGUGUUUGAUAUCCUUUACAAGAUAGCCGACAUCCCAUUCUUGGAAGCAUAUAAGGCCAAAAUCAUCGAUACCAUUGAAAAAGGUGAGAAGCAAGCAAACCUGACAAUUGGUGCACUGGUUUCUAUUUUGGUGGUUAUCAUCACGCUCUUCCUCAAGGCUCUCUUUGGUGGGAAGAAAUCAUCUUUUCCACCUCAAGCUGCGCAAGUAAAGAAGGAUGAUGGGCCCGGGGAGGCAGAUAACGAUGGCGGCAACGCUGAGAAAGAUGAGAAUGAGAAAGAAGAUAAUGCUGCCCCUCGUCAGAGGAGAUCUAGAAGAGAAACAUAGGCUUACAAUGGUCAGGAUUUUGAAUUGCAGUUGUUUCACCGCUACGUGCUCUGCACUCUGUGAGUCAGUCGGUAGUAGGGCAUUGUAAUUUAGAGAAGGUUUGCGACUAUUUGUGAGUCUGCUUUUGGUAAACUUUCAGCAAUUUUCUAGGAUCUUCAGGGCAUCAUUGUUUCCUUUUAUAAGGACCUUUUAUAUACUUGUUUAGAAAUUUUUAAAAGGUUUCUUUUUUGUGGCUUGAA
Nymphaea colorata (pocket water lily) is the source of this 2131-nucleotide messenger RNA. Its product is annotated as calnexin homolog. Lineage: Eukaryota; Viridiplantae; Streptophyta; Magnoliopsida; Nymphaeales; Nymphaeaceae. The record is from RefSeq and is a predicted model, not a curated record. Gene Ontology annotation, biological process: protein folding. Gene Ontology annotation, molecular function: calcium ion binding. The transcript has 7 exons. Gene Ontology annotation, cellular component: endoplasmic reticulum membrane; endoplasmic reticulum. The coding region runs from base 279 to 1892 and encodes 537 amino acids.